Populus nigra (black poplar) is the source of this 669-nucleotide messenger RNA. Its product is annotated as spermidine synthase 2-like. The transcript is spliced from 5 exons. The record is from RefSeq and is a predicted model, not a curated record. Bases 1 to 603 code for a protein of 200 amino acids. Gene Ontology annotation, molecular function: spermidine synthase activity. NCBI's taxonomy places the organism in Eukaryota, Viridiplantae, Streptophyta, Magnoliopsida, Malpighiales, Salicaceae. Gene Ontology annotation, biological process: spermidine biosynthetic process. Gene Ontology annotation, cellular component: cytosol.
AUGUUGUGUGUUGAUUGGAUGCAUGGUUGGUUUCAGGUGUACUACAGGCAGCAUUUUCCUGACAUAGCAGUUGGAUACGAGGAUCCCCGAGUGACUCUGCAUUUAGGCGAUGGUAUUAAGUUUCUCAAGCAUGUUCCUCAAGGCGCUUACGAUGCUAUUAUAUUGGAUGCUUUCCAAAUGAUGGGACCCGAGGCGGAAGAAUUAGCUGAUGAUUGCUUCAUGGAAUCAGUUGCAAGGGCUCUUCGACCUGGAGGGGUCAUGAGUUGUCCAGCAGACAGCUUGUGGCACAAAGAAUUUUCCCUUGCAGAUUUCGUAGCAAGAUGCGGCAAGACGUUCGAAGGCUCCGUUAGCUACGCUUGGUGCACGGUUCCUUCAUAUAGCAGUGGGAUGAUGGGUUUCAUGCUUUGCUCCGCCGAGGGGCCACCAGUAGAUUUCAAAAAUCCAAUAAAUCCAUUGAAUCUGGAGCAUUACGGUGUAGCUAAAGGACCCCCCAAGUUCUACAACUCUGAGGUCCAUACCGCUGCGUUUUGUCUGCCAUCUUUCGCAAAAAAAAACAUGUUUGAAUCCAAAACGAAAAAAAAAUAUGCUGCACUGCAGAAAUGAAUUAGACUUGGAUCGCUUAAGGCUUGCUGAAGAACAUUAGAGUACUUGAAUAAUGGAUAUUCAGGC